AUUCAUUAGUAGUAUUAAACUAUUGCGUGUAUUGUGUGUGUAUUUUAUCUGAAUUUGAACUUUCCAGAGUCCCGCUCUUGAAUAGUGUGAUGUGGGCUUCUUCUCUCUCUCUAUUUUGAAUGUCUCAGAUUGAGCUUUUCCUCUAUUUCUUGGAGCUUAAAUAGAGGUAGCAAGGCUGAUAACUCAAAGUAAGAAGCCUUCUUUGCUCUAUCCAUAAGCUUGAGAAAUGAAGAACAAAAAUAUAUUAGCUGCUGUUGUUAGAGAUCCGACGGCUCGAGUGACAAGAGCUCAAGCUGCUGCCUCUCAAUCAUCUGAAGGAAUGAAUAAUUUGGAUGCAUCAAAGCAGCACCUCCAGAAGCGGAAUAACUCAAAAAGAGUAGCUUUGGAUGAAAAGAAUAGUUGUGCUCCUACUAAUCAGCAUAAAAGGAGGGCAGUGCUCAAGGACGUGACUAACAUAUGCUGUGAUAAUUCAUACAGAAACUGCGUAAAUGCAACUAAACUUACGAAUAAAAAUGCGAACCUGGUUAAAAACUCAUCAGUGGAUGUUUGCAAGAUAGCACCACCUGUUGCAGUGAACAUCCAGCAAACUUCAAAAAGCAAAAUUGUUCGAGAAGCGGCAUCAUCGAAAGCAGAAACUGAUUCCGCAGAAGGUUUAUGUUUGUUGGAAGAGAAUGCACAUACUGAGCAGAUUGCUGUUGAUGAUUCUUUCAAUGAAAUACCUUUGCAUGACAGGCCAGAGGUUGAAGUGCAUAAAAAGAAAGAAGAAAAUCGAAGUCUUGUGCGGUUGUCAAGCUGUUUAAAGGCAAAAUUAAUAGAUAUCGAUUCUAAUCAUAGUGAUCCUCAGUUGUGCAGUCAUUAUGCUCCAGACAUCUAUAACAAUUUACGAGUUGCUGAGCUCAUGCGAAGGCCAGAUUCCAGAUCUAUGGAAAUUGUCCAACAAGAUGUCACCAAGGGUAUGCGAGGAAUUCUGGUUGAUUGGCUUGUGGAGGUGUCUGAGGAGUAUCAGUUGGUGCCAGACACACUUUAUCUCACAGUGCAUCUCAUUGAUUUGUUUCUUUCUGAAUACUACAUUGAAAGGAAAACACUUCAACUGUUGGGCAUAGCUUGCAUGUUAAUUGCUUCGAAAUAUGAAGAAAUUCUUGCACCACGUGUUGAGGAAUUUUGCUUCAUCACUGACAAUACUUACACCAAAGCAGAGGUCCUUACAAUGGAGAGCAAAGUUUUAAAUGACUUGAGGUUUCAAAUCUCUGCACCUACUGCAAAAACUUUUCUACGGAGAUAUUUGAGAGCAGCACAAGCUUCUUACAAGAGCCCAAGUCUGGAGUUGGAGUUCUUGUGCAAUUAUCUUGCGGAACUGACAUUGAUUGAUAAUGGCUUCCUGAAUUUCAUCCCGUCAAUAGUCGCAGCAUCCGCUGUAUUUCUCGCUAAAUGGACUUUAGACCAGUCAAGCCACCCUUGGAAUCCAACAAUGGAACAUUACACUCGUUACAUGGCAUCAGAUCUCAAACCCACGGUUCUUCAGUUGCAAAGUUUGCAAUUAAACACCAGUAAUUGCCCUCUCAAUGCUAUACGUACCAAAUAUCGACAAGACAAGUUCAAAUCUGUUGCGGGUUUAUCUUCUCCAAAACUGCCAGAGACCCUAUUCUAACAAAGUAAAAUGGAGUGCUAACAGAUGCACAUAUCUUACUGUACUGUGCAAGAAUGCUAUUUAACUGUCUAUGGAUUUCUGCGUUUCCUCCCCGUCCUCGAGUUAAGGAUUGUAACUAAAAAGUGCUAAGCUAUAUAAUCUUUUGUAUGCUGCUGCAUUUUUCUGUUGGUUUCUCCUUUUGCUCAGUUGAUUCAUCAAUGUUCAUAAACUCUGGUGGUUUUGUUCUCACAAACCUUUCUCUUUUGUGAUGCUGUAACCAUCAUAAAUUGGUUGAUCCCAGCAAAGCCUAUUAUAAUUAACUGUAACUUGGCAUCUUAGCUUUCAUCUCAAAUGUGGAGCUGAACAAUUUGAGUAUUUGCAAAAUUAUCUUUUUCAUUUA
Molecule: messenger RNA, 2027 nt
Organism: Daucus carota subsp. sativus
Lineage: Eukaryota; Viridiplantae; Streptophyta; Magnoliopsida; Apiales; Apiaceae
Product: cyclin-A2-4
Exons: 12
Coding region: 227-1648 (473 amino acids)
Biological process (GO): mitotic cell cycle phase transition; regulation of cyclin-dependent protein serine/threonine kinase activity
Cellular component (GO): nucleus; cytoplasm; cyclin-dependent protein kinase holoenzyme complex
Molecular function (GO): cyclin-dependent protein serine/threonine kinase regulator activity
Source: RefSeq, a predicted model, not a curated record